UGCUUGACUUUUUUUUUUUUUUUGGGUGGAUCACGUGGACCGCGGGGAUGUUUUUGUGGUUGCGCACAAUCCGCGCUAUAGUUCGACCGCCUGUUGUUGUUGUUGUUGUUUUUUUGUUUGUUUGUUUGUUUUUUUUUGCAUUGGGAGGAGAAGAAGAGAGCCGUGCGCGGUGCGUCCGGUGCGCUCGCCGGAGCUGCGACGGGUUGCAACUUUUGCUUUGCGGUGCCGGUGGGGGAAGGACGAGCCGCUCGGAACUCUGAUAUACAUAUUUUUUUUUUCCUUUCUACUUCUUCUCCGUCCCCCAGUUGACAGCUGAUGAGCCAGGAGAUGGAGAACAAGGCCGUGUACUCGAGUACGUACGAGGACCGGGAGAGCGCGUCCGUGUACGAGGACGCCUACGAUGGGCGCAACCUGUCCAAGCUCAACCUGUGUGACGAAGGUUCUGGAAAGCGGCGCAGGAAACAGGAUCAGUGUUGCGCUCAGCUCAACUCUCUGGCGGCCAUCAAGUACGCCAUCGUGUCGCUCUACGUGCUGGUGCUGCUCACGAUCUUCGGACUCUGCCUGGCAGUGUCUCGCUCCCAGUCCUGGUCGCAGCGGCAGCAGGUGCUGAUGGAGAACGUCACCCAGAUGUCGGAGCGCUCUCGGCUGCUUCAGCGGACGUUGGGCGAGGGGCCCGAUCGGGCCGAUCUCCUGGAGAACAUCUGGAAGCUGGAGAAUCUCUUCCAGAACCACAGUGACAGGCUGCAAAAGCUCGAGGGUCUCGUCAAGAGCCUGGAAGUGGAGUUGAGAAGCACGCAAGCUCACUCCCUGCAGUCCGAAGGCUACCUGGUGCAGCUGGACGACCGUCUGUCUUCGUUCAGCACCUCCGCCGGCAGGAACCUGACCGGCCUGACUGCCGAGGUGGUGCGCACCUCCACUUGGCUCCACGAUCACAACCUGCUCCUCAGGGAGACCUCAGGUCAGGUGAGCGGACUGAGAGACAAGUUGGACGAGGUUCACUGGAUGGUGGGAGCUGUCAAUCACACCGUCAGCAACGACAUCAAUAUUCAUCACUUGAAAAUACAAGAUCUGCAGAUUCAGAUCAGCAACAUCACGGAGGACACGUCCAGUCUGUGGGUGACCCACGUCCACACGGAGGCGCAGCUGAGGAACGAGAUGGAGAUCUUGAACACCCUCACCGAGGACCUGCGCCUCAAGGAUUGGGAGCACUCCCUGGCCCUGAAAAACAUCAGCUUCGUAGAAGGACCUCCGGGGCCAAAAGGAGAGAAGGGUGACACCGGACCCCUGGGGCGCACCGGGGCCCCCGGAUUAACGGGUUUAAGAGGAUUUUCUGGAGAAAAGGGCAUCCAGGGUCUUCGUGGAAUCAAAGGAUCCAGUGGUGACAACGGCAAUCGAGGUGAAAAGGGAGAAAUUGGACCUGCCGGACCAAAAGGCGAACGUGGGGAGCGAGGGAUGAAAGGAGAUAAGGGUGACAGAGGAGUAAAAACAGUGGAGGACCCCCUGGUGCGACUGGUGAACGGCUCGGGCCCCCACGAGGGCCGCGUGGAGGUCUUCCACGAGCGGCGCUGGGGGACGGUGUGCGACGACGUGUGGGACAAGAAGGACGGCGACGUGGUGUGCAGGAUGCUGGGGUACCGAGCGGCCGCCGAGGUCCACAAGACGGGACGCUUCGGACAAGGCAGCGGCCUGAUCUGGAUGGACGACGUGGCGUGCACGGGUUCCGAGGACGCCAUCCACGAGUGCAAGUUCUCCGGUUGGGGCAAAACCAACUGCGGCCACGUGGAGGACGCCGGCGUCACGUGCCUCGUCUAACGGGACUUGGACCGCCUCACAAACGCACGGGUUCCGCUCCUUUUGUCCCGGACACCUCGUGGUCCUUGUCGCUACUGGCGCAGGAAGUGGGACCGUUUUCGCGUUGAUGGACGGACGUCGAGGCUUUCAAAGGCGAGAUCUGUCAAACCUCCAUUUUGGGACAGCCGAUGGCACCGCUUCGCCUCCACGGCGCCCACGUGGCGGCCUUGUAAAGAUUUCCGAUCGUCACCGUUUUUGCGCCGUACUAUGAGGACCCGGGCUCCGCGGUACCGGGACUGCAUUUCUUGUACUUUGUAUUCCGUCUCAACUCAACGGCCUUUAGGAGAGCUUACAACCUACUCACAAAGUCGGCGGAUACUCCAAACGCAAAGACACAAAUGCAGCAAAAUCAUGGACUCGUUCGCUGCCAGUCGUUUUACCGCAUUUCCACUGAUCCUUCAAGACAGAAUAUUUUCUUCUGUGACAAUAUGAGCACCAAACCUGCCAAAAGAAACACUCGAUUCUCGUCUUUCACUCGGAAAAGGGUGUUUUCCCUUCUUUAAUCAUCAGCAGUACGUAGCGUGCCUUUAUUUCUGAGUAAAAAGCAAAACAGUGACUUUUACAAGAACAUUUUGUGCUUUUAUCAAACUAUUAAAGAACAAAAACAAGACGUCGAAAGGGCUUUUGAUCGCAAAAACACGUAUUUACAGAUCUUCCACUGAGAAAGGCGCCGACUCACCGCGCGACUCAAGUUGAACCGUUUUUACACGCAUUUACAGUUCAUCAUGUCGCCAUUUGUCACUCUCAGUUUGAAAUGAAUCUUUCAUCUCGUUCAUCUUUGUCUUCUACUCAAAAGCUGCUCUGAUCGGAAAGCCGAUGCAAUGCAACGCCGCCCUCUACAGAGAUCAGUUCGUCAUUGCAGUAGCUUCCAAACCUGAAUUUCACAGACAAGCUCUUCCACGGCUACCAGUUGAAACAUGUACUUCACAAAUUCAUACGUCGCAAUCUAUGCUUUGAUUGAUAUCGUGACACCCACGGAAAUCCUUAAAUCUACGCCGUGAAAUGGUAGUCAACAAAUCCCCGAAUCCCAAAACAAUAGCGUUUAUCCGUUUUUUUUUGGAAAGAGGUGCUCGUAGUCGGCACUGUACGUCCCAGCGGUGUGUUUCCCAUUAAAGUUUUUGUCUUUUCUUUUUAUUGCGUCACAUUCCGACGCAGUGGAAGUGACGCCAAAGCGAACGCGCGGCUUCCGUUUUGUUUAUUCUCCCCGUCCUGCUUUGUCAUCACAACUCGUCGCGUCUGCCUGGCCAAAGAGACGCAAACGGCUCAAAUUAUCUCGCGCUCUCCUCUGCGACGCCGGCUCAACGCGGCGAGACCGCUCCGUCGCGGCGGUUUAGCAUGCUAACGUGCCAGCGUGCUAGUUUUUCCUCUCAGUGUAACAAAUUGCCAGCGGCAUCCCGUUGAAGUGACGGCAAAUUCCAUCGGAUUGUUGCUGUUACAUCACCGACCCUUUGUUGCUAGGCGGAAUUUGUCGCCCAUAACCAUUCCUCAUUCGUAGAGCACGUUAGUGACGUCCACUUCAAAACCGGAAGUACAUAACUCCAAAAACUGAUUUGAAAUCGAAUCACGCUCGUGUAUUAAAUAAAGAAAGACGAGACACCACCACAUUUUUUCAUAACCGCUAAUCCAGACAGGAAGCCGAGAAUUGCAAAUUUCUCGCGGCUCGACUCAUGUUUUCUCGUGAUCACGUCAAAAUCGUUUUCACGCCGUACUUUUUGAAGAUGAGAAGCGCUCUCAGCCAUUCGCUUAUUUUUAACGUUCUUUCUUGCAUGUCAUACAUGUGUUCUACAUUAUGCGGCGGCGGCGUUCAACAUUUACUGGAAGGGCUACGACGACACGGCAACCCCCAAAAUAUUUCGCAGUGUGUCGUUUGAUUUGUACUACUACUACUAAAAAACUGCAUAUGCACUGCCGAGACAAUUUAUGUAUUUUAACAGGUGAGCUUGCUUUUUUGCUGGCAAUGUUUUUUGAUUGACAGCCCCGAGGUGCAAAUUCCACUUAUGAGCGUUCCCACGUGUGACGCUUACAACUUGGUUAACCGGCACCAACUUAUUUUUUAAAAUUUAAUAUAAUCCAAUGAUACUUAAAUAUAAUAAUAAAAAAAAAAAAAAGAAUUUCCCUGAAAAGUACAAAAAAAAGCGGUUUUGUACACGGCAUUAAAAAAAUUUUUAUAAUGUGUUUUGCAAUAUGGAAAAUAGCACUUUAUCACACUGUACUUUAUAAUAAUAAAGAAACAUAACAGUUUGUACAGCUUGAUUAAUUGAUCGUGGCGCCUUCUAGUGUGCUUGAGCAAGCCAUUGGGCGUCGGUAUCAUAGAAUUAUUCAGACAAAUGAACUUUGUUUUAUUAUGGAGUUUUACUCAACUCGUAAUCUGUUCGGGGGAUAAAGAAUAUUGGAAGUUAGAUUGUCUGUCUACAUAUAUUGCUGCAUUGUUUGUUGUCCCAUGAUCUUGAUAAUUCUACAGUAAAUGGGCGUGUGUUUACGGUUCAUUAUGAGUGUCUUUUCAGUCUUAACGUGAAUAUGCUGUACAUUCAAAUGUACAUUCCGAUAUCCUAUUUCAUUUUCUCUUGUCUUACUUUUCAUUUUUCCCACAGUGUCUAAAAUUCGUGACAGUUUGAUGGCCGUUUAAGGGCCCUCGGGGCACGUUCCAAACUCACGUUUGAGAGACCCGACGUUAUGUCGCUCAGUCAAAUCACUCGCACGGUGUCGUAAAUUCUUUUUGUCCGUUUAUUGAUUUACGGCACCGUGCAGGGCAGUAAUAUUUCAUUUUCUAAUCACAAAGGGAACGCGAAGCUGCCACAAGAAAUGUGUCUUCAUUUGCCGUGCAGGUGCAGCGGGCUUCAUUCCAUUUGCUUACGUAGACGUUGCGAGAGGCCGCUCACUCCGGUCGGGCACGCGCGAAUCGAUUCGCAUCUAUGCGGAAUGAGAGGCCAUUUUGAUGUCUGAGGAUUGGAAGCAGGCGUCAUAAUAAAUCACUGUAGGCCGGCUGAUGUUUUCUUUUCUCGUGAUGAUUUUUGUUCUGCUUUCCCUCAAGAUGAAUGCUUUGAGUCGGCUUGAUUACGUCCGUGAUGUUGUCAGAGCACACCGAGGCAUGCGCCUGCAUUAACCGCAAAACGUGGGGCCCACCUCCCCUGGAGCAGAAAUGAAAUGAAGACGAGAGCAUUAUUUGCCGUCCAUCGCAUUCCUCCUCCCCAAACUCAAAAGAAGAGUUCUGCCCGGGCCCGAAGUGGGGACAACACGUCCAUUGUGAAGGAGGAAAACAUGGAGGUCAAUUGCAGACAAAUGUAAUCAU
This is a messenger RNA of Syngnathoides biaculeatus (alligator pipefish), 5140 nucleotides long. RefSeq names its product scavenger receptor class A, member 5 (putative) (gene scara5). Gene Ontology annotation, cellular component: plasma membrane. Gene Ontology annotation, biological process: iron ion transmembrane transport. Gene Ontology annotation, molecular function: ferritin receptor activity. The record is from RefSeq and is a predicted model, not a curated record. The transcript is spliced from 13 exons. NCBI's taxonomy places the organism in Eukaryota, Metazoa, Chordata, Actinopteri, Syngnathiformes, Syngnathidae. The coding region runs from base 316 to 1812 and encodes 498 amino acids.